AUGAUCAUCUACAAGUGUAUUCUCACCGAUGAUGAGAUGUUCUCAGAUGUCUAUCCCAUCAAGGAAACGCCAAUCUUCUACGAGGUAGACGGAAAGCAUAUCACACAGACGGACGACAUCGACGACUCUCUAAUCGGCGGCAACAAGUCGGCCGAGGAUCAGGGGGAGACCACAGAAGCGUCGGUGCAGUCCGGUGUGAACAUCAUCGUCUACCACAAACUGCAGCAGACAUCCUUCGACAAGAAGGGUUACCUCUCCUAUAUCAAGGAGUACCUCAAAGCCAUUAAGGCAAAGUUGCAGGAAAACAACCCCGAACGAGUGGAUCAGUUCAUGGCUGACGCCAAUGUUGAAGUCAAAAAGCUCCUCCCAGGUUUCAAGAAUUUAGAGUUUUACACAGGUGAGUCCAUGAAUAUUGACGGUAUGGUUGGUAUUCUGGACUACCGUGAGGACGAUACGCCUUUCAUGCGCUUCUUUAAAGAUGGCCUCAUCGGUGAGAAAUGUGUAAGUAUUCUGCUAAAUCUCCACAAUUAA
This is a messenger RNA of Nerophis lumbriciformis (worm pipefish), 531 nucleotides long. Lineage: Eukaryota; Metazoa; Chordata; Actinopteri; Syngnathiformes; Syngnathidae. The record is from RefSeq and is a predicted model, not a curated record.